ACCGGAAGGAACCUGGCAGAAAGAACACAGCCGACCUCUCCUGACCUGACCUGACCUGACCUCUUCACCACACGGAACGACCAUUUGAGGAUCUUCUUUAAUUGGUGGCCAUCUUUACGUCUGUUAACAAGAGACAGUGAUGAUGGGCGGUAGCUGGUGUCUACUGAGCGCGACCCUGCUACUGUGGGUCACCUUGGCUGUUCCACACCCUCAUCCUAUACAAGAGAGUGAUUCAGCCGAGAUACCAGAACGCCUGCGAGAACUGUUGCUAAUUCGUCGUCUUAUCUCCACUCUCAACGGCUGGGACGGCUCCAGCCCAACAGAUGUUCAACCUGGGAUGCGCGAGUCAAGCCUCCAACAUGAACUAGAUCAACUCGGUAAGGCCAGUGCUGCCAAUAUAGACUUCCGUAACCUGAGAGUAACUGGUCGAUCCAUCCGUUCCUUCUGUUCAACUAACACUGAUCGUCAAUGCCGUAACUUCUGCUUUAAUUUGGGCGAUCCUGCAUGUGCUGAAGGCGAUAUGGGUGGUAAUGGCGAGGAUUCCAAUUUCCUAGGUGGCGCCAACACCCCUGGAAAAUAAAGAGAUUGGUUAAAUAAUGAAGAAAUAAUCCACUGACAAGAUCUCACUCUGAGGAUUAUAUGGAACUAUCAUCUGGCUCCUGCCGCUGAUGCUCAGGAUAUUACGUUACAGUACAUGAUAUAAACAAGCCUAAAAACAAAUUAUAAAGACACAGUAAUGAAAAAUAUAGAUAAAUAUUAGUAAUUGAUGUUUUUUCCAACCUGACGAGUGUGAGGAGACAGGAGUGAAUAUGAAGAUUAUCACAGAAUAUUCGAUAUUUUCGUAUGACGGCGGAGGAAGUGAAGAAGAAACACAAGGAAUAAUAAAUAGAUACUAAAAUAAUUUAAUAUAUCAUGGCUUAAGAAACUGAUACUGCAUAUAAAGAUUUUCUGAUGUUUUAAAAGAGGUAAAUAUACUGUAUCGUAAUGAUUGACAAUGUAAACAGAAAAUAGUGUUGACAUUGGCGUUCAAAUUCAACUUUAUUUUACCUAUAUUUUAAAUUUAUAAAAUAACUCUUAAGUUAACUUUAUUUAGAGGCUGGAUUAAUAUAUUUUUAACAUCUUAAUCUUAUAAUAAUCACUUUAAAAUAUCUCAACUGUUUCACAAAAUUAUAAUAAAUAUCAAAUACAAAUGAUCGAUUUUGCUUUCGAUUCAACACAAAUAAACAAAAGAUUUAAUCUCUAUUAAUUCUCAAAAAAUAUUUCCUAACCCAAAAUUUAAUAAAAUAGAAUAAUUAAUAAUAAUAUUGACGCCAAAUAAACCACAAAUAAAUCAGAAAUAAUUUGGUUAAUUUUAGAAUUCGUGCAAUGAGAUAUUUCAUAUAAUGUCAUUUAUUCUUUAAGAUCAUUUUAAUAAUAUUUGACUUAAUUUUGAGGGUUUUAAUAUAUUAAUCUUUUAUUAUUGUUACGGUAUUUUUAUUUAAUUUUAUGGUAUUUUCCAAUUGUGUUGAUAUCUUGUUUAUGAGUCAGUCAAUAAUGUGAUGGAUGGUUGUGUAUAUAAUAAAGUUUAAAGAAAUGACAGAG
Messenger RNA from Homarus americanus (American lobster), 1581 nucleotides. RefSeq lists its product as uncharacterized. The transcript has 5 exons. NCBI's taxonomy places the organism in Eukaryota, Metazoa, Arthropoda, Malacostraca, Decapoda, Nephropidae. The coding region runs from base 140 to 580 and encodes 146 amino acids. The record is from RefSeq and is a predicted model, not a curated record.